Suricata suricatta (meerkat) is the source of this 831-nucleotide messenger RNA. RefSeq names its product forkhead box protein N2-like. The transcript is spliced from 3 exons. The coding region runs from base 7 to 831 and encodes 274 amino acids. Gene Ontology annotation, molecular function: cis-regulatory region sequence-specific DNA binding; DNA-binding transcription factor activity. The record is from RefSeq and is a predicted model, not a curated record. Gene Ontology annotation, cellular component: nucleus. Gene Ontology annotation, biological process: regulation of DNA-templated transcription. Lineage: Eukaryota; Metazoa; Chordata; Mammalia; Carnivora; Herpestidae.
CUUGCUAUGCGAACCCAGAAAAAAAAAUCAGCAACUUCAAAGCCCCCAUAUUCCUUUAGUCUUCUCAUUUACAUGGCUAUUGAACACUCUCCAAAUAAAUGUUUGCCUGUCAAAGAAAUUUAUAGCUGGAUUUUGGACCGCUUCCCAUAUUUUGCCACUGCACCAACAGGCUGGAAGAAUUCUGUUCGACAUAAUCUAUCCCUGAAUAAAUGUUUUCAGAAAGUGGAAAGAAGCCAUGGCAAGGUUAAUGGAAAAGGUUCCUUAUGGUGUGUUGAUCCAGAAUAUAAACCCAACCUAAUGCAGGCACUGAAGAAGCAACCUUUUUCCUCAGCAUUAACAUUCUACACCCCUCCUGCAUCUCCACAAAGUGGCUCUUUAUCACCUCACUUCUUAAGCUCUGUACUCAAGCAGAACCAGGUGCGAACCCUCAAAGAAUCUGAUAUAGAUGCUGCCACCGCAAUGAUGCUUUUAAAUACUUCUAUAGAACAAGGAAUUUUAGAAUGUGAGAAGCCUCUUCCUCUUAAAACAGCAAUGCAAAAAAAGAGGAGUUAUGACAAUGCAUUCAGUCAUCCCAGUACCAUGCGACUGCAAGAGAGUGAUUCUUUGGCCACAAUUCCGAUCAUCAGCAAAGUGUAUGUCUUCGUUUUUGAAGUGACGGUGGCUUGUAUUGUACCUCCAUGGUUCCUCAUGAUCCUUACCAUUCCCAGCAUGCGCAGCUACAGAGCCCACCAGGUGCGAGGAUGGUGUUAUCCCAACUACAUGUUACCAGAAAUAAGUCACAGUAGGAAAGCAGAUUACGACAGCUUAAAGUGUGGGAAAGAGAAGCUAUGA